This is a messenger RNA of Annulohypoxylon truncatum, 1245 nucleotides long. RefSeq lists its product as uncharacterized. The transcript is spliced from 2 exons. Bases 150 to 938 code for a protein of 262 amino acids. The record is from RefSeq and is a predicted model, not a curated record. NCBI's taxonomy places the organism in Eukaryota, Fungi, Ascomycota, Sordariomycetes, Xylariales, Hypoxylaceae.
CGAAUACGCCAUCGCAACUCCCUCCGUUUCUCAAUCAACUCUAUUCGGAACGGCGGGUCCAAACUUACAUUUGAUGGACACACCUGACAUUGAAUACCUAGAUUUCUCUGCUAAGACUCUAGGAUGGCUACUAUGAAGCUACAAUAUCCAUGUCUUCGGCGCCGUUCGUCUUCCUAUCUCCAGCAUUUCCCUCCGAGCUUCUCAAUUAUAUCCUAGACCGUCACGUCUAUCCCACAACGCUUAUAAUAUGCUCCUCUCGGCAGGACUUCCUCGCAACCCUCGCUAACGAUGUGUAUCAAGAGAUAACAUCUCCUGAGGAGGUAGCUCCUGUGGAACAAGGAGCAGAAAGUCCGCCUCCUGACGCCGCGCGGAACGUUCAUAUGGUUGAUGAGGAGCAGGUCAGGCAAAAGCAGAGGCUCUUAUCCUCUCCUUUGUACCAACUUGCUACAUCACGGCACACCCGCGUGGUAUACAUCCCCACAGUCACGCAUCUCCGCGCCUAUCUAGCCGUCUUUUCGCCCGAUGAUUCCAAGAUCUCAACCCCUCCAGCUAAUUUUAGCGCUUCGGGAAGAUACCCACCACAUAUAAUAUUGUAUGGGUUUCUGGAGAUGCAUCGUGAUACCAGCGAAUGGAGCGCUCAGGGUCUUGGCAAUUCCACCUCUACGCUAAUAGAGCUGGGUCAUCGAUUGCAAUGGCAAACGAUUAUUGUCGAGCCCCGGAAGCACAACCCUCCCCAACCUUUCGAGGACGUGCUAAAAGAAGCCGUCCCCUUUCUAAGCGGUGGUGGUCGAAGGUUAGGCCCCGACUCGGAAGAGGGUGGUUGGACAGGCCGAACUGUGGAGGUCGGGAGAGUUAUGAAGAGAUGGUUUCAUUUUCAGCGUGGAGAGUGGGAUACGAGCUUGAAAGAUGAAGAGGAACACUCCGAAAACAAAGGAUGAAAGUCGAUCUUGAUGAGCAUGUAAUCAUUCUCUCUUCGGACACUCGUCACGUUGGUUAUAAUAAUGAACCACUUGACGUCUAUAUACAGACCGCCUAAGCCUUGACCGGCCCUCAACACCUGAACGCCUGCUGUGGUAUCCCAAUCGUGGUCUCGUCACGCAUGCACUGAACAAAUAAGGGAUAAUAAUCAAAUAGCCUGCUCCAUCUCAGUGAUAUACAGCUUGAUGUGCGACUCCAUCUUCAGAUACUCGUCGUAUGCCGCGUGGACCUCGUUCUCAAUGUUCUCCUUGAGAUCAAGCAUCUGUU